AAGAGUGGCGAGAGGAAGGCUGUAGGAUACAGAGGGAGGGAGCAACAUCUGGGACCCCGAGCUUAACAGCAUUACUCCAGGAGGCCCUGAAGUCUGAGCCAGGGCCAUGGAGGGGUCUGUGCUCAGCCCCACAUCCUGGGAGAAACGGCGGGCCUGGCUCCGUCAGAGCCGGAACUGGCAGACCCAGGUCCUGGAGGAGGAGGCUGCAGCCGCCUUGCAGGAUGUCACCGAUCCUGAGCCUUCCAGCUUGGAUGAUGUUUUCCAAGAAGGGAAUCCAAUCAAUAAGAUUGAAGACUGGCUCCAGGACUGUGGAUAUUCUGAAGAAGGACUCUCUGAGGAAGCAGGACGGUCAAUCUAUAAUGACUGCUCCAGCCAUGGGACCAGCUUUGACGAUGACUUGACCCUCGGAGCAGAGGCCACACUGCUGGCUACCAAUGGCAAACUCUUCUCCAGGAAUUUCCUGGAGACAGCAAGGCCUUGUCAGCUACUUGAUCUUGGCUGUAGUUUGGCUUCUAGCAGCAUGACUGGGGGAACCAACAAGACUAGUUCAAGCAUCUCAGAGAUUCUGGACAAGGUGCAAGAAGACGCAGAAGACGUCCUCUUCAGUCUGGGCUUUGGCCAAGAGGACCACAAAGACACUUCUCGGAUCCCUGCCCGAUUUUUCACCACCCCUUCUCAGGCCAAGGGCAUAGAUUUCCAGCUCUUCCUGAAGGCUCAGGUGCGGAGGAUUGAGAUGGAGGACCCCUGUCUCAUGCUGGCCAGCAGGUUUAAGCAGGUACAGACACUGGCUGUCACUGCCGAUGCCUUCUUCUGUCUCUACUCCUAUGUGUCAAAGACACCUGUCCAAAAGUUCACACCAUCCCACAUGUUCUGGAAUUGCAACCCAACUGAUGUGCCAUCCAUCAAGAUUCUAGCCCCAGAGCCUGAACCUUUCUCACCCAGAGAGCGUCUCCGGAAAGCCAUCUCUAAGAUGUGCCUGUACACAUGCCCCCGAGGUCAGUCAUCACCACCCUCCAACACUCCCCAAAGGAACAGUUUGGACCAAGUGGUAUGGGAAGUAAUGGACCGAGUGAGAGGUGAGAAGCUGGGCCUCCAGCAAGACUCUGAGUUUGGGCAAAGCAAACAAGAAGACCCUGUGCCCCCUAUUGGGGGAACAAGGCUGCCCACUUCUCCCUGUCCAUGUGUCCUCUGCUCCAAAGAGGAAACACAGAAGGGGAUGUCCACAGUGCUAACGUCAACACAAACCCUGGAUUUUAACUCCAAGAUACCCUGUUACAUACAUUCUCUGCCCAGAACAGAUCCACAGUGGACCACAGACCCUGCGCAGGUGAGGAGAGAGCUGUGGACUCUACAGGACACCAAUAAGGAAGCCCAUUCAACCAAGGAUGAGACUUUCUGGAAAAGAAAGAGCAAAGCAAGGAAGAGCCUGUUUCAAAAGAAUCCCCUGGCCAGGAAAAUUAAGUCAUUGGACUUGCCCUUCACCUGGCAGGACUGGAAGCAGAGCAUAGACAGACAGGAACUGCAUCAGUCUUUAACCCAACAGCUGCAGGACACUUUUGACUUGGAGGAGGAGGUGCGAAGCAGCAGUGAAGAGGAGCAGAGCCUCUGGUCCAGCAGACCCAGACAGCCCUGCUGCUGCCAGACUCUUGCUAGUCAAGAUUUAUGAACCAGAAGCAGCUUCAGGGAGCAACCUACUUCCCACCUCUUCUUGCAGAAAGUUGAACUGGCCUCAGCAUCCAGGCCUUGCUCCUUGGU
Otolemur garnettii (small-eared galago) is the source of this 1755-nucleotide messenger RNA. It is a transcript of the gene TESPA1, whose product is annotated as thymocyte expressed, positive selection associated 1. The coding region runs from base 107 to 1666 and encodes 519 amino acids. NCBI's taxonomy places the organism in Eukaryota, Metazoa, Chordata, Mammalia, Primates, Galagidae. The transcript has 11 exons. The record is from RefSeq and is a predicted model, not a curated record. Gene Ontology annotation, molecular function: signaling receptor binding.